Molecule: messenger RNA, 3299 nt
Organism: Diaporthe batatas
Lineage: Eukaryota; Fungi; Ascomycota; Sordariomycetes; Diaporthales; Diaporthaceae
Exons: 2
Coding region: 834-2663 (609 amino acids)
Cellular component (GO): nucleus
Molecular function (GO): protein binding
Source: RefSeq, a predicted model, not a curated record
AAUAGGAUAUAAACUAGAUAAUAUACCGAAGAAAAGUAAUUGAUUGGUGUAAUUCAAUUUAUGAAAACCCUAUAGGAACACCUAAUUUAUAGCGAUAUGUUUGGGGGUGGUGUGUUUUGGUGUAUCAACUAUUCUGUCUAGGGGUUGCCCAGCCCGUCGCCUGGCUUUGGCUUUUGCCACCCUCACGAUCAGUCGUCCACUUUACUUAUAACUUACUCAGGUGCCCCUGUUGCCCCUUCCAGCACACCAGCCAGCACCAGCCAGCACCAGCCAGCACCACCCAACACCAGCCUGGGUGCCCGCCGGCCCAGCUUUUCUCUGGGACUCUCGCAAGCACGAUCCCAAAACCCACAACAGCCCAAAACCCACGUCCCACAUCCCACCAAGCCCACAUCCCACUCCCAUAUCCACAUCCCGCCGCGCCAGCCCAAGCACACGCCCAAACCCAGCCAGCCCUUCCCGCCCCUGCCCUGCACCUGGGCCAGGGACCGAAGAAACCUACCGGGCUGUACCCACUCGCUCCCACAACGGCCCAGCUUGCCUUUGCGUGCGUGCAUAACCUGCACUUUUGAACCCCCCUGGCCCUCGUUCAGGAAGGCAUAUCCGACCUGCCACAGUACGCCCGCCAACUCAAACUCACCCGGGCUCCCCACCACCACCACCACCACCGCCACCACCACCCUCGGGUCCAAAAGCCAGAGACUGCCCUCCUCCAGGCCUUGCCCUGCUGACCUGCUCUCGUCCAUGCUGCUCCCGCACGCCUGUUGAGGACGCAAUGCGAGCUGUCUGGACACGCUUUGGCCCUUUCAACGCCCCUGCAAACUCGCCCCACCAUGGAAUCUGACGAUGCUACAAAUUCUUACACUACUGAGGACGACGCCGAAUACUCCGUUCUUCUGGACCGCCGCGAGCAGCUGACCGAUCUCCUGGUCGAGUCGCCCUACGACCUGAUACGCUAUCUCCAGCGUGCCGUUGUCUACUCAAACCUUGGCUACCCCGACCUCGCCGCCGGUGAUGCCUACCGCGCCCUGCUCCUGACCGACGAGGUCCGCAACGAGAGCUUUGAGUAUCAUGAACAGGCUGUCCAGGCCCUCGAGCCUUACUCAUCCUCCCCAACCGCCCUGCCCGAGGUCCUCCACCAUGGCGCCCUCCGCCAAGGUUCCGGAGAUAUGGUCAACGGCUACGGCCCCCAGGGCCCCGAGUUCUUCCAGGAGAUUGCCGCCGUAGCUUCCGUCCGGUGCUACCAGAUAAUCUCCCUCAGCCUGCUGCUCUGCGGGUGUCUGAGCAGUGCCCAUGCUUAUUGCGAGCGUGGCCUUGCAGCAUCACCCAACAACCAAGAGCUGCUCAACAACAAAGACCACAUAUUGACAAUGGCCCGUGGAAGACUGCAGACCCAAGAUGUCGAUGUUGGACAGCUCCCUGAGUGGGGCAACGUGCGGAGGGAGGUCUACCCUUGGAACAACCAUGAGCCAGACCGCUUCUCUGAGGAGAGCCUGUCGUUCCUGAACCAGGAGCUCGCAACCAUGGCCCCAAAAUGCGAGGUUCGCAUAUCGGAGCUGCCCGUGCUACUGGAGGCCGCAAUCAACACAGACGACGAAGAGAUCAUCCCUACCACCAGUCAGCUUGGCGUGUUUGCAAAAGAGGACAUUGGCCCCGGGGAAGCCGUACUAAACGAGUACUCGCUCCUGACGGCCAGCAACAGGCUCAAGGAUCAAGUGUGUGACGCUUGUGGCACUGAACUUCCUCCGCUGAGCGCCAAGGGAGGGCCUGUCAACUGUGCCGAAUGCUACGACACGGUAUUCUGCGACCAGUUCUGCCACGAUCAGGCACAGGAGCUCUACCACCCGGCAGUCUGCGACAAGGAUGUUGAUGCCAUCGCCAAGGACCCUGAUCUUGCGGAAACAGAACAUUCACUCCACCUGCUCCUCCUUGCCCGGCUUCUCGCCUUGGCAGCACAUCAAGAAGUCCACCCGCUGGACCUGAAGAACGUCAAGUAUAUAUGGGGCGACUUCGUGGCAACUGGCACCAACGCAAUCUCCAUCUCGCCCAACGCAGGACCGCCACCCCAGUGGACUCUUCCAUUCUCAUUCGAGUACAACGUCGCGACGCCGCUGCAUAUCCUCGAGAAGAUGGACAUUGACAUCUACCAGACGCUUCCCCAAUACGAUCUGUGGGUGUUGAACACCUGCUACUCCAAGUUCAGAGGCACGGCGUCGGCAAGACAGAACCCUCAAAACGGCCGACCCGAGCUUGCGGCCGUACACCCCUUCUGGUGCUUGGCGAACCACGACUGCGACCCAAACGUGACGUGGGACUGGAGUGGCAGGAUGAAGCUCCGGGCGCGGGAACGCAAGGUGGUGGGCAACCAGCCGGGCGGCGUCAAGGCCGGCGAAGAGGUCCUCAACCACUACUGCGACAUCGACUUACCCGUUCAGAAGAGACGUGAUCUAAUGAUUGGAACUCUUGGGGGUAUCUGCAUGUGCAAAAGGUGCAGGGACGAAAUCGCACUGAGCGGUCAGGACGCCCCCACAACGAACGGAGUCAGCGGCACCACUCCCAACGGAGUGGAUGACAAUGCUACCACAGAGUCAAUGGACUGGACAGCCUCUUCAACUCAAAACGACGUCACGAUGGCGGGCUCGGACGGGACUCCGCGCGAGUAGACAUGCCUGCUUGAUGGCCUCCCACGUCUACAUUGAUUUGACAGCGGCAUCUUCUUUGGAGUGCGAUAUACGAGGAACUGGGUAUGAUACCACAGACACAUUUCAGCGGGGAAGGAUUUAGAUAUUCGGUAUGCAGCAACAUCAAAACCUAAUGGAAUAAGGCCGAUUUAAGAGAAUUGAAGUGGAUACUCAGCAACGAUUUGAAAAGCAAAGAAAAUGGGCAAGAAGAAAUACCAAAAACAUUACAUGGUCCAGCAGGAAUAUGAGGGUCUGACCAGCAUGGGGGAAGAACUUGAAGUUUGUCGGGGAGCUUGAAAUAAACAUCAAACAAAACAUAUCACAUGCGGGUCGUGGUACACGCAAGGCGGCAGCAGACACGGGGGACAAUGAGACAAAUGAGAUAAUGUUCCAUCCGCCCUCCUGUCAAGUCGAGGCUGAUACCGACUUUUGACCCGCAAAAAAAGAAACAAGAAACAAGAAACAAGAAAGAUUUACACUCUCCGCAGAGGCCGAGGACGCUGGUGCCCCCGUUCAUCAACCCCCCCGCUAAGCCAUCAUCCAGUCGCCAUUUUGGUGUUGCAGUCGCACGCUCCAAAGCGCAGUACCGGAGAGUCGUGACGGGGCAAGCAAUUUCGU